This is a messenger RNA of Paraphaeosphaeria sporulosa, 1014 nucleotides long. RefSeq lists its product as uncharacterized. The record is from RefSeq and is a predicted model, not a curated record. Bases 130 to 753 code for a protein of 207 amino acids. The transcript has a single exon. Lineage: Eukaryota; Fungi; Ascomycota; Dothideomycetes; Pleosporales; Didymosphaeriaceae.
UUGAAGGCGGCCGCGAUGGUAGGACUCAAACUCUAUAAAUCAGCUUUGCCUGCCCGCCCGAUAAGGUGUUUGUUCAAUUGCCCCCUCCCAAUGCAUCGCCCGGUUCGUUACGCCAGACACUAGCACCGAAUGGUGAUAACAACAACAACAUCAACAACACAUGGACCAGGACGCUCUAGAACCACGGCCGAACAGUUAAUGAUUUCCAUAGACACCUUCAUAACACUUGUAAUUCGUACUGUUACCCAUUGGCACCGAGAGUUGUCAAGCACGAUAUGUACAGACGACGUCAAAGAUGUUGCAGCAAGGAGUCUCUGGCACCUGGCCAUGUUGGCGUGCAUUGGGAGGCCGGAGUCCUACACAUCUGGCCGCCAAGCUGCAUCCAGACGUGUCUCGCGUGUUUUCUUCACCGCUAAUCCAUGCCUGCGGUGGGGACGAACGUGCGCUUCCAUCUUUAUAUGUUCGGUGAUCGCCCGGAACGGCGCGUCGUCCAUAUCGUGGUCUUCUCACAUGAAAACACCCGUCGGCACCAGGUGUCCUUCUAUCUUGUACUAUAGUAGCUUCAGAGUGUUGAAGUCGCUCUCACCCCAGAAGAUGUGCUCGUGGGACUCGGUGCCUUACCUGAUUGGUUGGCGCGGGACGAGUGCAUCCCACCUCUCGCACAUUCGCCGGAAUGCAGCUCCUCGAACUCCCGAGCAUUGUGACUGUCGUAUACCUACUUAUUGCCCCUCGUCCGCGCGCCUGAAGCUGUAGGAGUCAUCCGCGACUCACACUGACUCAUAACGCUUAGCUGUAGUACGCGAACUUCGCCUGUGCUCGCUAUCUGUCCCAUCCCGGUUUCGUCAUCAUAGACUCCAGCACCGUUCACCCGCGACAACACCCCUCCCAACACUCACUGCGCGCGCCGACCGAUAACCCGAAGCUACCUCCGAGGCUCGUCCCGCCGCAGAUUCGACUGCUGUCCAGACGCGCUUAUCCGAGCUACCUCCUCGAAGCUCCUGUUGUACUGCGCAC